AGGCAUUUUUCCGCACUACUUUCUCAGACCCAGCAGUUUACGGGCGCACUUUGUCCACGUCGAAGUAAACGUUGCUUUGGGCCGUAAACCCAUCAACUAACCGGUGAAAAUGCGUGAGUGCAUAUCUGUUCACGUUGGACAAGCGGGCGUCCAGAUCGGCAAUGCCUGCUGGGAGCUCUACUGCCUGGAGCAUGGCAUUCAGCCUGACGGCCAGAUGCCCAGUGACAAGACGAUCGGCGGAGGCGACGACUCCUUCAACACAUUCUUCAGCGAGACCGGAGCCGGCAAGCACGUGCCCCGCGCUGUAUACGUCGACCUCGAACCCACGGUUGUCGACGAAGUCCGUACCGGCACCUACAGGCAGCUGUUCCACCCCGAGCAGCUGAUCACUGGCAAGGAGGAUGCAGCAAACAACUAUGCUCGCGGCCACUACACGAUCGGCAAGGAGAUUGUGGAUCUGGUGCUGGACCGGAUCAGGAAGCUGGCAGACCAGUGCACGGGACUGCAGGGCUUCCUCAUCUUUCACAGCUUUGGAGGUGGCACCGGCUCGGGCUUCACCUCGCUUCUCAUGGAGCGCCUCUCGGUGGACUACGGCAAGAAGUCCAAGCUCGAGUUUGCCAUCUACCCAGCCCCACAGGUCUCCACAGCAGUCGUGGAACCCUACAACUCCAUUCUCACCACUCACACCACUCUCGAGCAUUCAGACUGUGCUUUCAUGGUCGACAACGAGGCAAUCUAUGACAUAUGCCGGCGAAACCUCGACAUUGAAAGGCCCACCUACACGAAUCUCAACCGGCUCAUCGGCCAGAUCGUUUCCUCUAUCACUGCCUCUCUGCGGUUCGAUGGUGCCCUGAACGUCGACCUGACGGAGUUCCAGACCAACUUGGUGCCCUACCCUCGCAUCCACUUCCCCCUCGUCACCUAUGCUCCUGUCAUCUCUGCCGAGAAGGCCUACCAUGAGCAGCUCACUGUUGCUGAAAUCACAAACGCCUGCUUUGAGCCUGCCAACCAGAUGGUCAAGUGUGACCCCCGUCACGGAAAGUACAUGGCCUGCUGUCUCCUGUACCGAGGGGAUGUUGUGCCUAAGGACGUAAAUGCAGCCAUUGCGGCCAUCAAGACCAAGCGCACGAUCCAGUUUGUGGACUGGUGCCCUACUGGAUUUAAGGUUGGCAUCAACUACCAGCCCCCGACUGUUGUACCCGGUGGCGACCUCGCCAAGGUCCAGCGUGCUGUGUGCAUGCUGUCAAACACAACAGCCAUAGCAGAGGCUUGGGCACGUCUCGACCACAAGUUCGACCUCAUGUAUGCCAAGCGGGCAUUUGUCCACUGGUAUGUCGGCGAAGGCAUGGAGGAAGGAGAGUUUUCCGAAGCCAGGGAGGACUUGGCUGCCCUCGAGAAGGACUACGAGGAGGUCGGCAUCGACUCUGCAGAGGGUGCUGAAGAUGAUGGUGGGGAGGAGUUUUGAGGAAAGGCGUCCUUGCCCGCCUGCUCGGGGCCAUGGAAUAAAAGAGCAGUUGUCAUUGCCCGAGA
Molecule: messenger RNA, 1530 nt
Organism: Rhipicephalus microplus (southern cattle tick)
Lineage: Eukaryota; Metazoa; Arthropoda; Arachnida; Ixodida; Ixodidae
Product: tubulin alpha-1C chain
Biological process (GO): microtubule-based process
Cellular component (GO): microtubule
Molecular function (GO): structural constituent of cytoskeleton; GTP binding
Source: RefSeq, a predicted model, not a curated record